Messenger RNA from Xyrichtys novacula (pearly razorfish), 31130 nucleotides. NCBI's taxonomy places the organism in Eukaryota, Metazoa, Chordata, Actinopteri, Labriformes, Labridae. The record is from the annotation of a GenBank genome assembly.
AUGCCCGGAAGUCCCCGCAGACUUCUCACAACUUUCCCGGGUAAAUCAGUUGUAAAGUCGGCGCGUGAGGAGAACAAGAAGAAGAAGAAGCACGAGCUCUGUUUUCUCGAGGCUCUCCAGGUGCAGACAGGUGACAGCUCUCUCUCUAUCUCUGCUCACACACACAGACACUCGCUCCUCUUCCUCCUCUGCAGCUUCAGGAGCGUGUUUGCUUCCCCGGCGGUGUGGAUGUGAUGUUAAGUAAACGAGCGAAGAUUUCUGGUUCCUCCUCCUCCUCCUCCCUCAGAGGUGCGCGCGCUGCUCACUCCCUGAACGUGUGAGUGUGUAUGUGUGUGUGUGUUUCUCUUAUCUCCUCUUCCCCAUUCACAGCUUCAUCUCCUCCUCUCUAUCUCCUCUUUAAAUCUUUGUUUUGUUGAAGGGUUCCUCUCCUCGUCUGUUUACACAACGACCCUCACACCAUUCACAGGGAUCCUCGGACCCUCUGUUUGCUCCACUGAUAGCAGGAUUUGUUAGUUUGUGGUAAACAACUGCCGGCUAUUGACAGCUUUAUGGUCAAUGUUUGUUAUUCUUUAGUGUGUAAAUGUGUAGAAGUGAGGGGGAAGAUUCAUUAUAUUCAAACCCUCAAGAUAACUUUAUGUAGCAGGUGAAGGCUAAGCUACUGGGCCUAGUGCAUACAGGUACGGUGGCCCUAAAGGUGAACUGGGGGAAAAAAAUGUUUUUGAAACCCCAAAAAAUUCAGGCAAGAAAUUUUUGUAUUUUUAUGCAUAAUUAGGCAAUAUUUAUGCUGCGAUCCAGUUACCCCAGAAGUCAGAUGUCGGAGCUGGGAAUGGUGCUACACCCGAGUUUACGGCGUUCCAGUUAACAAGUGGGAAAACCAAGAUGGACGCCUACCGUUAGCCGUUGUUAGCAAUACGCACAACGCGGUAUUUUACUCGUACAAACACCAUAGCACCGUGUUCACAGUUAGACGUUGGGCAGUACAACAAAUACAGCUUAUUUAAUUUCACAAAAACAAAACAGAAGUACUGAUAAGUAAAACAUGACGAGAGCUUUCACUGUUACUCUUUACUGUUGAUGCACUGCGAUGCCAUCUUGGAUUAUGAUGUUGUCAAGUUGGGGUUGGGGAGGAUCGUCUGACUUUCCGAGUCAGGAAUCUGACUUCAGGGGGGCGUUCAAGAUGAAUUUCUGACUCAGAGCUUGGAAAUUCUGACUUUCAAGAACAACUGGAACGCAGCAUUAUCACAUUGAUUCAGGGAAACAAGUAAGACUUUUUUUCCUUGUUUCCUUUUUUGCACAUAUUAGUAACUGCUUAAUGAGAUCUAUCAUUUUCCAUGAUAAUUAAGUUUUUUAUUAUUUCAAUCAGGUUUAUCCUACUGUGAGUGGAGAAUGCUUUUUUAGGGCGAUGUGGUAUAGUGCGGCUGCAACCGUGACAACAGUCUCACUCACACAGGAGAGGUUAAAAAAUCCAUAUCCCCAGCUUAGUUCAGACUUUCAGUCAACAAAUAAAUAUACUGUAUAUAUCUACAGUAUAAUCCCAGUUUUAGAUCCAUUGAUUCUAGUUUAAAGCCUAAGGCCUGGAGCUCAUCACCUGCUCCUGGUUGUGUAUGAGAGCAAAGUCAAAGAUCUCUCAAGGUUACAAAAACAGGUCAUGAGUCUGUGUUGUCUUUACAACACCUGCUGAACUGAACAAAAACAGUUUCUGGCAGCCCGCUCUGCCUGAGUGCAGUCAUCACAAGUCCCCCCUAGAAUGCAGGUGUCUCAUCCUCUGCCUGCCUGUUUGUUCAAUAUGAUGAGAAUAUGUGUGUUUCUGCCUGCUUUAUAUGUGCCAUUGUCUCUGUGUGUAUUCAGUAACGCGAGGAAGAGUGUGUCGGCGCAGGGAGCAGAGACACAAGAGGAAACAGGUUCUCCUGAGCGGGGACGACAGGAUGCCCUUUCUGACACCGACGUGACACCCACAGACAUGGAUAGGAGAGGGCACCUGGGGGAGAGUCGUGCUUUUCUACACAACGUGGGUAAGUAGCUGAAUCAGUGACCUUUCAAAAUAAAAGGGAAGGACAUCCUCAUUGGUGAUAUUACUCACAAAAUAACAUGUCUAGUUAAAGCAUGAACUUCUUACAUUUUUAUUUAAAGAAAACUAGAAUCAUGAGAGACUGAACGGCACAAAAUGAAAAUUUAAACUCUAAAUCCAGCACUCCUAAAAAUGUAACAAAAACGUCUCUCCUCUCGGUGCUGAAAUAAACAUAUUUGGAUAACUUCAGUGGUAAUUUCCCACUCAACAGAUCAUUAGUGUCAAAAAGCCUCAAACAAUGUGCCUCAACCUGUUGCAUUUGGCACACGUCAGCUGGAAGAAUGAUGGCAACAGCAAUAAGGAAGGGAGAACAUUUUCCAGUAGUGAAAAUGAUUUACAACCCUCACUUAUCACACAGCAUGCCUUGUAGCAAAAGCAAUGCAUGCUGGUCGACUGAGGCUACCUUCAGUGGAAAAAACUGGUGUUUCAAAAUUCUCUCUUAUGAGGAAUGGAUCUCUUAAAGCUCGCUGUUUUUGAUUGUGAAGGAAUACAGAGAGUUCAUGUUAUUUACUUAAACCUGUUCUGCAUGAGUUAAGGUAAGAGGUGGUAACAGGUUUGGAUGCAGCACAAAGAAAGGUUGAGCAUGUUGGGAAAAUUAGUUUAAGGUUUAAUGUUUCGAGCCUAAAUGAUAAAUAUUUCCCUGAAGUAAAAAAAAUAGACUUAACUCUGUAGUUUCAGCUCUGCUUUCCUGCUUUGUGAGGAGUGCAAACAUACUGAAUUUUGGUUUAGCUCUAAAUUUAACUUGUUAUCUUCUUAAGUACAUAGAAAACCUCACUUUUUUGACAGAUAACAGAAAAAUAAAAACAUUUCCAAGUCUUUUUUUAGUUAUUGUGUGACCUAAUCAUGAUGUAUCUUAUAAGGCCAUGGGACCAACAAACACUGAAGCAGUUUGAGCCACAGAUCUGAGUGAAAGACGUUAAAAACUGCACAUAAAAAUACAUUCGUACAAUAAAAACUAUCAAUAGAAACAAGAGGAGAAGAAGAGAAGUCACUUUUCUGCACCAAACUUAGAUUGAUCAUAUAACCAGAUCUAACUUAAACAGCAUUUAUAAUCUAUGUAUCAAGCAAACAGCAAACUUUAUCUUGAAUGUUGAAAACUAUGAAAAAAAGAUAUCCACAAUAACAUUCCUCCUGUUGACAAUGUUAGACCUUACAAUAGUUGCCCAUCAAAAUGUAUUACAUAGGAAUCUGACAUGAUUAUUAUGCCUAAUAAUAAGUGGGCUGUAGAUAUCUUAAUUUUAUACUUUUUCUACAUGGAUAUCUGAAAUACUCACUCUGACUUGGAAGAACUGACUUACAGAUAUCUGUACUAUUCAGAUAAUAAAAUGUCAUGUCAUAUGUAGCACAACUCAUAGUUCACAGCUUUGAUGCCCUUUUUUAAAUCAUCAUUUUAAAGCCUACAGCUAAACUCCCACAUGAAAAACCUUAAUUCGUCAAAAUAAAUUAUGCUUUCCAGGAUUACAGAUUAACUGAAAAUGUUCCAGAAAAAUUUAUUCCUGUAUUUCAGAUCAGAAACUCAAAAAAAAGUCAUCUGUUAAUUUAAGUUUGUCGUCAACAUGUAGAGGACAGAGUAACUAAAAAGUUUACACCAGAGGUGAGACACAUUGACGGCAGCAGUUUGCCGUAGAACAAUGGGUUAUGUAACAGUUCACAAAAGCUGCUAUUGUUUUCAUCUGUGGUUUUUAAAUUGACCUUAUGAACUCAGUAAUUUUGACAAGAUGAUUGAUGACAAACGAGAUGUCAUAAUUAUUCUAACAGUACCAAACUUGUUACACUUCGCCAGUGAUGAACUUUGUGCCAAACAGCUAAUGGGGAUGGUAUGAAUGAGGGGGAAUUUAAUCUAAUAGUGUUUGUUCACGGGAGAUGUUCAACAAAAAUAUAAACAGGCUUUCUGGAAAAAUCUGUCGUUGUGACGUGAGGGCAGAGAGGAACACAGUGACAAUGGCUGCGACCCAGACAUGAUGAACCAGUCUGCAGCAGGUUCAAACAGCAGGCGGGCGGCACAGCUCCUCUCUUUCACUGGAAUUUGCGGUGGAGAAAUAAAAGCUGCCAUUGUCUCUCGCUUCCUCUGAUGGCCUCAGCUGGUUGUCUGUGGAUCCUCCUGACAGAUGGCGGCAUCCGCUGACACACUUACUGUCACAGUGUGUCAUCGGCGUCCCUACAGUCAGGAUGAAAGAAAACAAAACGCUGCUCUGAGUGACUUUCAGCUGUUAUUUUUUUUUACUAUAGAGAAGUUUCUGUCUUCAACCUCCAUUCAGCAGAUCAGAUUUUACAUUUGUGUCUGAACACUUUGAUGUGUGAAAUAUUGUUUAGAGAGAAAGACAAAAAGCUCUUCCACUCUCAAGCAGAGUAGACCCUGAUCUGGCAGCCUUUAAGUCUUACUGGCAUCUCUAUCACCUGUCCAUUUUAUUCAUAAACAUUUCCUUUAAGAAAUUACUUCAUAUUUUAGCGAAUCAAAUCACUUUAAACCAUAUUUUCAUAAGACAAAAAUGUAUAACCAGGACUGACCAUUUAAUAAAAGCAUGCAACUAUACAGAGGGAAUUUCACUUUUUAAUAUGUAACCAUUUAGUACGAUAAGACAAAUAUAUAUGAUAUGAUACAAUUCACUCCCAAACUAUAUAAUGCUAUGUGAUACAAUACAGUAAAAUAGCGUAGGACCAAUAUGCUACAGUAAGAUAUGAUACGAUAUGAAGCUUUACAAUACAAUGUGAUAGGAUACUAUAUGAUGCAGUAAGACAGCAUAAGACCAAUAUGGUAGGAUACGGUACAAAGCUUUGCAAUGUGGAAAUAGGUUUCUUUUUUCCUUUUUCUCAGACAUGUUAUCUUUUUCACGUACCUUGACUUAUUUUGGCAGAAACACAGCGGUAGGCUCAGAUUGACAGGAGGGUCACGCCUCCAUAACAACAGCUAAUUUGACGUGUCACACCUACCACCAAGUGACACUUCUGAGGAAGGCGGAAACUUCUGCCGAAACAUGUUACAGUACGUGAAAAAGAUUACACGUCUGAGAUAAAGGAAAAAAAUAAAAAUAUUUCUAAAAAACUGAAGACAUAAUGAACAUCAUUUCACUAGCUUUACAAUAUGAUAUGAUACGAGUCGUUCCAAAAUGAUAUGACAGGAUAUAAUGUCAGUAAGAUAGCACAAGGCCAAUAUGCUAUGGUAGUAUAUGAUACGAUACGAUACAAUACGAUACAAAGCGAUACAAUAUGAUAUGAUGUGCUAUCUUACUGUAUCGUAUAGUAUCAUAAGACCUAUGUGCCAUGAUAUGAUAUGAUACAAAGGUAUACCACAUGACACAACACAAUAGAUACAGUAAGAUAGCAUAGGACCAAUAUGUAAUGAUAGAAUACGAUACAAAGCUUUUCAAUAUAGUAUGAUACAAAAUGAUAUGAUUUGUUUCAAAAUGAUAUGAUAGGAUAUAAUGUCAGUAAGAUAGGAUGAGACCAAUAUUAUACAAUAUGAUAUGAUUUAUUACAAUUCGAUAUGUAACGAUACGAUACAAUACAGUCGGAAAGCAUAAGACCGAUAUGCUACAAUACAAAGCUAUAAGAUAUAUGAUGUGAUAUGAUAAGAUGCAAUACAGUAUGAUACAGUCAGAUAGGAUAAGACCAAUAUGGUACGAUAGGAUACAACACCAAAUAAUACAGUAUGAGACAAUAUGAUAUGAAAUAACAUGAUAUUUUAUGAUUUGCAAUACUGUAAAAUGUAAAGACGUAAUUAGACGUAAUUAGGAAAACAUGAAUAACAUAAAUGACAGGGUACAAAUAGCUUGAAUUAAGUCAGUUUUACACUCAAUUCGGCAAUACAUUGCAACAACAAAUCGAUGGAGGUUCAUUUAUGUGGAAGAUGAAAGUCAAACUGACCGUGACAGUGCGCCGCUAACCUGAGCUACAGGAUACGACUUGUUUUUUCCAUCAAAAGUGGAAUGUAAAGGAGCUCACUUGGAGACAAUGGGGAAUGUGGUCGCCUGUUUUUUUAUUCAUCUUUUUCUUUGUGUGUUUUUUUCCCACAGAAAUUAGCCUCAUUGGUCUGAGUUACUAAAUGAUGGUUGUCGGUAUCACAGAAAACAAUCUAGUAGUAGUAGUAGACAGGUCUAGAUUGGGGUUUGCUGAGAGGCUACCAUUUCUCUCACAUAUCUGAUUUACACAACAGGUAUCCUUAAAGCUCAAUUAUUUUAUACUUUUUGGAAAUGAGCUUUAGUUAGAUACUUGAAUUAGACUGUUUUAUCCUCAGUUUGCCAACCUAUGUUAAAAAAGUUCCUGUUUUUUACUGUUUAACCAAAAAGAUUCUCGAAAUAAAAACUUGAUAUCAAGUCUGAAAUUUAACACUCUUCAGUUCAAGUUCAGACCGCACAUUGACAGAGCAGGAGGUCAAAUCCUUCCCUGAUUGUCAAAAAGCAUUUUUUCUCUCCCUCUUUCUCCAAUAAACACUCCCAGCAUCCCUCCAUUCUUCCUGCUGGGACCAGUGAUGGAGCAGCCCUCCCUCCCAGUGAGGCAGCUCUCACCCCGGCUGCUUAUGUGCUGUGCGUGUAAUUUAAGUGACCCCGGCCUCUAGCCGUACAGAGAGGAGGCCGUUAAAGAACACACACAUGUGCAGAGCUGGGGAGGGUUGUUUUUAUGAAAUACAUUAGAGAUUUCUGUUUUAAGAAGAAGAGGAACUUUGGGAAAUUUGUCUUGGGCUGUUCACCCACACUUCAGCCUAAACAACAUUUACAUGAUAGAAUACAAAGAUAAAUAAUGAAUAACAGCAGUAUAAAAACAUAAAACAAUGUCAGCUCAGGCUUUUUCUGACUCUUACCUGCCAUCAUUUAAAAGUUUGAAAGUAAUAAACGAUUGUUCAGGAUGAGGAACUUUAGACAUCCCACCAGAGGAUAGAAUUACAACCCAAAUUUGCCAUCAACACCAUCAACUCUCAGACAGCUGUUGUUUCAAUCUGUAGCAGGACUUUACUAAAAUAACUACUCUUUUAGCCAAACAACCCAAAUUUAAGUAAUAUAAUCCAGUUUUUUGAGUUAUAAUUAAGAUUUAGCACUCUGGACCUCCAAUUGGACCCAUUUCUUCUGUAGAGAUUUGCCAAAUUUUACAUGCAUAUGUUCUACUAUUGCAGUAUUUUACAGAAAACAGAUUUUUCCUUGUAUAACCAAGCUUUUGCACCCAGUAUACAUAAUACCCACAGGAAUUUCUCUCUGAAGAAGUGCAUAUACUGUAUGCAUGAACACACAUACUGUACAUCUGCGCACACAAAAGCUCACAUAUCCCUCCACGGCUGCUCUGCACCCCUCGUCCGCCCUCCUCUGUGCCCCCCAUGUCUCAGGAAUGUGGGAAUGAUUGCCUUAAUUUUAUAAAGCGCACGGCUUCCUUUAGUUCAAUUUUCACCAACACCAUAAAAAAGAAGCAGUUGUAAGGUCAGCAAGAACCCAUCUGGUUUUGCCAUUGCUGCGGCUUUAAUGACCAGGUAAUAAAAGUUCAAUUUGACAGAAAUUACAACAGAUGUUUGAGGCUGAGAACCUCAGACAGACUCGGUUCCACAGCGGGAUGAAACCCCAGCCUGCAGGAGCUGCCUCGCUGCUCUGAUAAACUGUAGAAAGUGACUGAUGUUUGUGCAGCAUGAGAGAGUGCAUAAACCAUGAACAUUUUACAGUACACAGUAGACAGGUUUUAGCUUUGUGUACUUGGAUAACAGGGCGCACAAGUCUGCUUUUCAAUCUGCAAGGCAAGUUUAUUUGGAAAGCAACUUUUAACAGAAUAUGUGUGCAGACAUGUUGGAUGAUCUGAGAAGACUCCAACUGAAGAUUUCUGACAAAUAUUUUUCCAAUAUGAACAAAUUUAGCUCUUCUGAGUUUUCCCCGCAGUUAUCAAUCAACACAAACAAAAACCAGUAAAGUUUAUCAUUGUGGUGUUUGUGCUGAAUUGUGUUUUAAGUGCAUUGCCCUUCCCUGCACUGGCAAAGUCUUCUGUAGCUGAUGCGUCAUGGAACAAGAACUUUACACCAUGUCCUAACAGCACCAGUUUGUUUGUGGGGGGAGCCCUGACGAGUCGAUCACCGAGUGCAGCGGAGUUUCGCAGCCCAAGGAAGAACAUUUAUGAUUAUUAUUUCAUGGAAAUGCAAUCAGACCGAGAUACUAAGACAGAAGAUCGACCGUGUCUGCUGUGCAAAAUUAUUAUUAUGAUGAUUAUUACUUUAGGGGAAUGAUUCGCUGCAUUCUGUGAUCAACUCGUCAGGGCUCCCCCACAAACAAGCGGCUGCUGGAAGAGAGUCGGUGAGUUGUGUUUAGUCUCUUUGCUAAAGAAAUCAGGCAAAGUUAAAAAGAUGUUUGGUGUCUAGUACUAUGGCUGGGACCCUAUAUGUCCUGUUGAUGAAGUUAGGUGCUGUUCUGAGCAUUAUUUGUGGCUAUAGAGUGGCGUUUUGGUUGAGGUUUGCGCAUGGAGACAUAGCAGGGCUUGACACUAAGUUGAAAAAGUAAGGAGCACACAAAGAACUUUAGGGGCACAAUAAAAAUUGAUCAAAUAAUGUUUGUCUUGUUGGUCGACAUUAUUGUUUGAAAUCAAUUUUAGGUCAAUUGGUCACAUGACAUGGAAGCUAUUGAAGGAAAACAGCCUUUUUUUAAGAACAUCAACCAGUAAUUUAUUGAUGGUCCCUUAUUCAACACCCGACGUUGACAGCAAGGAUGCGGAGUAGAUUUAACUGCACUGCUGUUGUUAUUCCCGGUUAUGGAGAGUUAGAAGACACCAGAAGAUCCGCAAUAAAUUUGCAUCGAAUAUCCAACCUAAAACUAACCUCGCCUAAUUUUUUUAGGUGCACAUGUGCCCCUAAAUACAUUUUUCAAUUCGCACACAUCUAUUUUUAGUCGCAAAUGCAAGUGAAAUGGUCGCACUGUUGAGCCCUGUAUAGCCCGCUGUGUAUUGCUAUCGUGCGGUCGCUACUAAAGUUGGUAUAACUAGAGAAGCAAGUGGUCGGCAACAUUCAUCUCUAGAGGGGGUGUCUAACUCUGUGUUACGGUGUGUUUGACUGUAAUUUUCCUUUUAAGGAACAUUUUCUUAUGAAGCAAUAUCGGCUGCCACUGAGUGAAAGAUUAACAGAUUACUCCUCAUUCAGACGUAAUGAAUUUACUGCUCCUAGGCCAUGACUGUGCAAACAACAGGAAUAAACCUUGUGCCGGGUUGCUAUUGGGUACUUAGUUUCUCCAACAAACAAUGUGAUUUAGCUGAUUUUGAUACUGCCACUCACUUUUGUCCCAUCCAAUUACAUGAUGAUGAAAUGCUGACAAUAAAAACACUUUUCGGUUGCAGCCGCGCAUCAAAAACUUCGCUUUCCCUGUGUUUAAAGUUCUACCCAAGCUACUUGGCACUAAAAUGCCUAUUAAAUCACCAUUAAGUCAUUUAAACAGCACAAUAUAUCCGUCAUCCCUGUACCUGUCAUUCAAUCUCGUUCAUAUCUUCUAUUUAGCUACCCAGCAGGUACAGUAAGACUGUCAGACUCCAUGCCAGCCUCUGGGUUCACAGGUGAACCGUGAGAAAGUGUGUUAGUGUAGCUACACCUUUCUCACCCAACUGUAACUCACAGAAUCAAACUUUUGCAGGAAUGUCUCAGCGGAUAUGUGAAAUUGAACGACCUGAGGGCAGGUAUUCACCCGGCUCUUCUCUAUGUUUUCCCAUGCGUGAAAAACAGCAGAGGCUGUGUAAACCUGUGUGAAAAUAGUUUACAUUUCUGAUCCGUGUUCGACUCAGCGUGAGAGUCAACACGAUGUCACUUUCAUCAGUGACAAUUGUAAUCAAAAAGUGCGGUUAUUUUAAGUCAGGCUCCUGUCAGUCUUAAGAAAACUUCAUUUUAUACGUCUCCAAACACACAGCUGGAGUUUAAACUCAGACGAUUGACACUUGUUCUCACUUCAGCUGAUUUAUAAUUCCCACCUGAUUGAAAAUAAAGCGAAAACCUCAGCCAGUCUGCGUCUUUCUCAUAUGAUGGAUGAUCUCCACGGAGAAUUCUUCAACCUUUUCGCUUUUUGAAACCCUCCAAGCUUUCACACAAAAAAACACACUUUCGGCUCCUCUGUUUCCUGCUCACGGGCUCAGAGGUGACACAGAUACGUUCACGUGUAGCUCAACAUGUUCCCACCACGGAGCAGAAAACAUCAGACUUUAGGAUCCAUGGCUGAAAGUAAAGGGACUUUUUUGAGCCCCCUUUCUCUGACAAAGAGAGCGACGGGGCGGGUUGAGAGUAUUGUGUUUCUCUUCUGUUCGUGUGACUCAGGGAACAGCGUGAAAUAGUUUCACCAACAACACAGCCUUUUGUUUUUCAGAGCGUUUCUCUGGGUUUGUUGGUGUCGACAAAGGAGUGACGCUCCUGGACAAUAACGAUACUCUCUGGAGGGGGUUUCCUUCAGCUAAUGAUUUUUAUUAUGAGGAACAAGGAAAAAGGAAGAGCUCUGAGUCUGUUAAACCUCAGAAUAUUUGAAAUAAAUGUCCUUUUUUUCGCUCAUUUCCUUUUGUGUCAAUCAUUUGAUCUGACCCAGUUUUCUACCUGAGAAGUGGACAUAUUAAAACUUUAACUUAUUUUAAUACACAGACAUUUUCAGUCAAACUCAUCACAAAAAAUGAGGGCUACACUCUGAAUUUCCAAUAGUUUAUAUAUAUUAAAAAUCUUUAUCUAGAGUUAGUCCAGGCAGGCUGUUCAGGCUCUUUUGGUCAUGGCCAACAAAUGCAGUCUGGUUUUCCAGAUCGGGUACGUCUAAUGUGACUGAACACACUGUGAUCAAGAUAGUGGGAACUGAAGCGGCAGAGUAAAACACAGAUGAGUUUGAAUAUUUGGUUUCGACAUGAUAGGACAGAGGUUAUAGAAACUGGAAAAGAGUAAGGAGUAACAUGCAGGAAAGGAGCUGCAGACUGGAAGUGAACCUGGGCCGGCUGUUUGAGGAUGAUGGCCACCGUACCAAGGUUAUAAUAGUUUUGGAAUUUACAAUAAAGUUUAGUUUUUUUUCAUUUAGACUCUUUUUUUCCCCUCUAAUUCAGUCAGUUUUUUCUAAAUGUUUAGUUUUAAUCAGUUUUUGUUUUUCAUACUUGGUAAUAAGGUUAUUUACUCGUGCAACAUCAGGUUAUUUAAAUUUUGGCUCGAGUAAAAAGCUUAACUUUCGAAGGCGAUCAGCUCACGCAGUCUGGUAGACAUACCAGUCUCGAUAAACAUAAUUACCACUUCGUCUUCCCAUUUCUGGUGUUCCUGCAUGUUUACUAACCAGCAGUUCUUUGGUCGUCGGUGAAAACAGUCCAUUUUAGUUGUCUCCGGCUUCCUGGUGCUAUCUCCUGGCUGAGAUGUUGUUUCUUUUUGAGGGGAGCUACUCCAAUUUGUCGAGGUACUCCAGAUUAGCGUUCUUGUGUGAGCUUCUCAAAUGGACUUUAAGAUUUGUGAUUUUUUUUUUUCCAUUGUGAAGGGAAAAGGGCACUUGCUUUUGUCUUUCUCUCUGUCGUAUUUAAAGAAAUUUCGCAUAUGAUUUCGUAAAACCCAAGCUUUGUCGCCAUUUUGCCAGGUAGAAUGAUGAGAAGCCGACUGUAAAGAAGAAGUGAUGAACUGUGAGGUGUCGUACUGUGCUGCAGCUCACAUAAAAUUGCUUGAGUGAAAUAAAACAAUUUCAUAUCAAUCUGAAAUUGACAAAAACGAAAAUGAAGGGAUUUUUAUCUAGAAUUUUAACAUGUUUUAAUUAGUUUUUUAUUAUAGUUUUUAUUUAUUUCAGUCAACGAAAAUGUUUUUUCUAUUCUAGCUUUCGUCAUUUCGUUAGUUUUAAUUAACGAUGAUAACCCUGCUCAGUACAUGGGGUAUGCACUUGAACUGCUGGGCCAACAGCGCCCCACAAUCUUGAAAAUCAAAGUGAAUGUAAUUUAGUUACACAAAAUUUCUUAUUUUCUCACUAUCGAAGUGACGGGGUGGUGCUUUGUGAGCGGUAGGUAAAGGUCCUGUAAGGAAUUCAUGUAACUUUGAGUCUGUUCCGGGCCAGGCAUGUUACUAAAAAGUGAUUGUUUGAACAGAAAAUAGAAGAAAAGAGUCGAUAAAAUGACUUUUAUUGGUGGCUGUGGCUCAGUGGUAAAGUUGGUCGUCUUUUAAAUGAACUGACAGUGGUUUGGUCCCAGCUCCCACUGUCCACAUGCAUAAGUGUUCUUGGUAAAGACACUGAACCCCAUAUUGUUCCCAGUGGCACAGUCAGCAGUGAGUAAACGCAUAUGAAUAAGAUUAGUUAACGCUGAUGGGCACUUAUCAGAGCAGCGUCUGCCAUCGGAGUGUGAAUGUGGUGUGAAUGUAACGUAUCGUAGAAGCAAACAUGGUUAAAAGGGUGGGAUUUACCAAGUACAUGAAGUUUACAAGAAGUUAUCAAAACAACUAUCUGCAUGAGUUUAAAAUUAUGCACAGCAGUGUAAAUCUAAGCAUGUGUUUGUAAUGCUGGUUUGAAGUAAAUCGUUUUGAACAUUUUGGCAUCACUAGCUCUGCUCUGUAACUGCGUUCAGCUCUGUAAUGGACUGUAAAGAAACUUUCCAGCAUGUCAGUGAGAACGUUCAUCUAAACUCUUACGCCAGUGAAUAUAAAAUAAAAGGGGAGAGAUGUUCAUUUCUUCUGCUCAGUUUUCAUCAUUGUAAUUUCUUAAACAUGUAUCUCACAAAUAUUCAGUUUCGUUAUGUAUUGUAUAUUUAAUUGCACUUAAAUCAGGUGCCCUGUGGCAGUCACAACAGGCACUAAAAAGGGAGUAUUUCCUCACAUGAUAGCAUCUUACUCAUCACAUCGUCAUGCGAUUUAAAGGACUGCCAAGUGCAAUCACAUAGUAUCUGUUAAAAAAAAAGGGAACAUGAACACGGUUAAAAGAUGUACCAACUGCUUGUUGUGGCAACACGACAGAAGAAAGCAAUCAGCGCUCUGACAAACGUGCCUCAAACAAUAAACCUCCAACGACAAACGACACAUGAACAUAAUCUUAAAGUUUCUGUAGGAAAUUUUAACCAGAUUAUAAAAAGUAUUUUGCUUCUCCUGAUAUAUCUGUGUCACCUACAACAGCAAAUGAGCCCAUAAAUAGUGUAACUCCUACUUUCAAAAUUCGUUGGUUGGGUCUGCCCACUGACGAAACGACUAAGGCGGAUGUUACGGCACUUAGCGACACGAGAGGAGCAGUGAGCUGGCAAAGCUAUCCAGUGAAAGCAGAGCUAAAACAAAUAUCUACACAUGGCUGAUGAUGGGACGGGGUCCAAAAAAAGAAAGCGAAUUAGGACAGAAGAAAAGAAAAAAAAGUGAAAGGGAAUGUGAUCGAGCGAGGGCAAAAACGAGAAUAAACAUUGGCGAUUCCUACGUUAGGUGGAGGGAGUUUCAGGGCUUGAAGGGAUUCAAGUCAGAUCCUGAAUUUGCCCAGUUCUUCCUAGACAAGCUGCGCUUUUUUACACUGCUGGCGUGUUGAUAUGAAGAAAUAACAUUUCCAAGGAGAGCUAACAACUUAUGCUUUAUAUACUAAUCUACGGUCGAGUUAUCUAAUCUGUUUGUUGUAGGUUUACUGUUACGAAUGGGUUGUAACUGUAGGCUAAAAAUACAGUUCACAAUAAAACAACAUUAUUUUAUUUCACUGGUGGCAUAUUAUGUUUCACAGAAAUGCAAAUAUAUACAUAACUUCAUCACUACACAUCCUGCAGGUAGCCAAAAAAACAAAAAUCAGUACCAGUAAGUCCCAUCUCUUUUCAUUCGCCUACAACACAACUACCCACCAGACCAAAGACCUUGUGUCUUCACGCUCAAGAGCUCAUGGGAAAUGCAGUCAUCAUUCCAGCAAAACACUACCGCUUUUGUCCAUAGGGGCCGCCAAAUGCAACGGGAAAUGAAAACUCUGUUCAGCUGCUUCAACAGGGAAAGAAUUGAACGACAUUUAUAGUGUAAGAAAGUUUAUUUAAGUGACAGUGAUAUACAUAUUUAUUUUUGUUGUGCAGCAGCAGAAGUUAAUUAAAAUGAAUGAUUUCUGAUCCAUAAAUAAACCACAAACCUUUUUUGUUGUUUUUCUCUGUUAUCGUAAUGAUAAGGGAUUACACUUGACCUGCGAGGGUACAGCAUGAUGUCAUCUCUGCCUGUGCCGAGCGUGAUUCCCAUGGCUGCGAGGCUCAAGGAAGCAAGAGUUCAUUUCAUGACCUGUAUGUGCAUGCCUGCGUGAUCUCAAGCAAAGGUUUUAAUCACUGUCAGCAAAAAGGAAGUUAGUGAAGGGAAUGAAGAGUAAUAAGAUCGGGGGAGAAGACAAGACAAGACGAAAGACUGCAGGAAAAACAGAAAAAGAAAGGAGUUAUAAAAAUGUGCAGAAGAAUGAGGACGCAAAGGAGAGAAAAUAUUUUCUCUUCUUGUUUUCACCUGCUCUUGGCAGGAUUGAUAACAGGUUCCUGCGCUGUGAACAAACUUGAGCAACUCCUGCAUGUUUCCUCUUAAAGUCUGCAUUAAAAAAAACUUUAAUUACUGUUGAAUGACAAAAAAAGGAAAGAACUCUGACAAAGAGGGUAAAAACAAAGAGCGAUCCACAAUAUCAAAAUAGUGAACGACAGCAAACAGUGGGUAGCAAGGUGGAAAAUCUCAAAUAUUUUCUUAUUGCUUCCAGAGUUACAGAAACCACGCUGCUGCGCAAUCUGAAACAGAUUUCAGAUUUAAGACAAGAUGGUGCAAAGAAACAGAUCCUUCUCUUGAAUGAAGCAUGUUGUAACAAGGUCAAAAAAAACAGGAAAAUAACUUUAAAUCAGGGUUAAAAAAUAAUAGCUCUCAUAUGCAGCUGCAGACAUGAUGCACACGCUGACCUGUCAUCAACUUAACCCACUAAAACUUCAUCGUUUUAACUGGAACACAGUAUUUCCUCAGGUUUAAUAAUUCUGUUUUAUCUGCUGUCAUUUAAAAAAAAAUUAUAGCUUGCGGCUUAAUUUGAAAAUCCCACAUGCAAUUUUGGAAAUAUCAAAAAGUUCAGGCUUGAAUCCAUCCAAUCCAUUUUCUUAUUAGAGUCUGAAAAAUAAGACAACAGACCAUUUUUAUGAUGUUAAUAAAAAGACCCCGCAACGUCUGGGUCAGAAAGUUCACCAUCACAGUUUACGUAUCAGAUGUACAGAAACCAGACUAACGGGGUAAAUCAUAUGAAGACGUUUUUUCUCCCUGCGAGAGUAUUCGACCAAGAAAGACUCGUAUUUAUGUGUCUGUGAUAUUUUCAGCAACAGUCUGAAAAUGACAGAUUGCUGUUACUGUAUCGUCUGCGUUAACUGCGUUAAUAUUGAAUGAGGGAAAAUGAAAUGUCAGUGGUUAGCCUACCCUUGACCUUUGACCUUUUCUCCUUCUUACAGAAAUCUAUAGAAUUCAUUGCAGAGAAUCAAUGAUUUGGAAAGUGAUAGCCAAAGAGGAAGCUAAUGGAUGAAAGUGAAAAUCUGCAGCACCUAAGGACUCGUGCAAAAUGGCCAAAAAAAGCAGAAAACACAGAGAAAGAUAUUUACACCCAUGUAAGAGCAUGGUAAAAUAUUUAAUUUGUACUACCCUGUAGUUAGGUUCAUUUGUGCUCUAAUGUGGCGCUUACACCAAGCGCGAGUAAAAUCAUCUACAGGCUUAAUUUGUGCUAAACUCGACUCAUGAAUGAAUCCUAUAUUCUAUCUUCAUUUGCGCGUCAACGGUAAUUUUAACGGUUUUCCCCGCCAAUUCAGUUGGCAGGAUCAAGUGAUUUGACAAACGUUUUUUACAAUUUACCAGGUAAUCCGACCUCCUCACUCACUUGAAGGCGAGUUUCUUUUUAUUCCGGUUUUGAUAAUUAAAAGAAAAGGUAUCAUACAAUUCAGGGCACCCACACACCGACACAAUCAGUUUGUCCUCCGUUUUUAGAUACUAGUGAACAACCGUCCGUUUUCAUACAUCACCCAACAACCUUGAUAUCCGCUCAAGUUGAGACAUUUUCAGCUCCAGCCCAAUUCGCGUCACUUGCGCCGCCAGAGUAGUAAAAGUGUCUAAUCGCGUCUUUGCGUUGACUUAACAUGUAAUUCAUUCGCAUGAAUGAUUUGACUCGCACUUCGUGUGUGGAGACAGUAAAGAUAGGCUUUUCGGAAUAAGUGUUUAUGUGGCUUCUCUGUCUUUUGCAGCCAGCCUCUAGUGGACAGCCGUGGAACUGCAGUUUCUAGCACUUCUGAAUGCUCUUUAAUUCUUAAAACUGAAAGCUGAUUGGUUAAAACAUUUGAAGUCGUAAAAGCCAGAAAAUCCUGCUGCCUUCAUGUUAACAGAUGGGACAUGAGUCAAACACACGUCAAAUACAGUUUCCCCAAACACUGUUUCAAUCAAAGUUAAUUUUUAUCCGUGCUGAUUUAUUAUCAAAUCCUCAUUUUUUACCUCAGUUUUAGCUUUACUUUUGUCAGACUGCGGAGUAGAUGUUGCCCAUCAUUUUACACAGUCAUCAACAAAAGUUUGAAAUGCAUCAGCAUCUAGGAACUAACAUUUCUUAACAAUCAGAAUGAUACUCCUCCCAGUUUCUUUCUUUAUAUUUGUAUGAACAAUCACAGACUGGAGCUAUAAGUUGAAUAUUGUUUCUUUAUUUUAAUUUGACUGCAGAUUUUUCUCAGGUUAUACCAUCGAAAUCAAAACUAAAACUCAAAAUGUUGAAUCCACUUCAGGAUUGUAGCAGUUACUGUGAAGUUCCAGUUACCUGUUGUAGUACAUACUUUAUGAUUAUAUGAGAAAAUUGAUUUAUCUGUCAUGUAUUGUCUAACUUGAUUGGCUCAUUAUUUGAUUAGUUGUAGAAACUUGAGGCUACUUUGCAUCAGUCAGCAUUAGGUAUUUAAUUUGGCUGUUGUGUUUCCUUUGUGCAUUUGCAUUUGUCCUCCUUGAUUACGAGAAACCCUGCUCCUGUACAGUACGGUGAAUUACCCUUUGGCCUUUGUUUUUUAAAUUCCUCUUAAUCCGUGUCACCUUUUCACCUCUCUGAAUGAAGCAGAAAUUCUCACCGAGCGAGGGAGAACAACUGCUGAGAAGAGGAGACACUUGUUUGACUCCCAGAGCUACCUGCCCUGGGUGAUCAGGAAUGAAACUCCCUCAGGCGUGUUUUUUUCUUUUUUUUCUCAUUGUUGGAGAGAAAUAGAAGGGAGGGGCGAGAGAGAGCGAGAGGAGCCAUAGGUGACCUUUUGGAUUAUCAGUUCGCUGCCUGAGGUGAAUGAGUGGGAGAGAAAGAGAGAGGUUGUGGUAAAGGUAAAGGUGUGAAAAAAGGGGCGAUGUGUUCAUUUCCUCUCUGCUCUGCUUGUUGGCUCCAGGCAGUGGAUUUUCACCCAGGCCUCACCUUGAUGCACAUUGCCUUGUCAGUGCAAAGUGUGUGAAAACUCCACCCACAAGGAGAAGAGAGCGAGGAAGUCUCUGUGUUAAAACUUCACUUUGAGGUGCGCAAUACCUGGAGAGGUUUCAACAGAUGCAGCAGAGCAGGUCACUAAAAAUCUGAUUAUAGCAUCAUUUACCUUCAGGGAGCUUUGAGAUGUAGUCGAUCAUAAACGAGAAAUAACUGCAUGUUCGAAAACUGUUUUGCUGACGUGACGUUUUUGGCAAAAUAGAUUCGCUUAGAUGACCUCAGUUUGACCUGAAACAAUAAAAUAUAGAGCUCAAUAUUAAAUAUAAGAUGAUUUACUGUCACUAAGAUUUAAAACAGCUGAAAUAAAAGUCAAAAAAGUCUGAAAUUUGAUCAUCUACAUUUUUUCAAAACCCUGUGAAAUCUAAACGUGUCGUUUUUGUCUCACUUGUGCAAAGACAGAGCCGUAGAGGAGAUAUACAACAACACUAAAAAAUCACAGCUGCAAAGGCUGAGGUUAAAAUAAAGUAAAAAAGAUAAGAUUUUAAAAUAUUAUUAUAGAUUUAAGUGACAAAGUGAUCCAUAAGUGUGUAUCUGUAUGUUAAAGAAUGGAUAACCAAUGACAGUUGAGUAUUUAGAGUGACUUGACUUUACUAGGGUAAAAAAAAUCACUGAUACCUGGCUGGUGACUUUUACGUAUUGGUUUGUGAAUAUAAGAUUUGAAGCCCAAAGUUGGCAGUCACAUCAGAAAUGCUGAUAUAGUGGCUGUAAAGCAUUGUAGCUAAUAGGGAGUCUUUGCUUUUGCAACCAACCCCAAACGCACACACGAGGAGUUUUGGUGUUUUGCACUAAACGUUCAACCUAAGUGUUGUUGUUCUGAUUUAAAUAUAUCAUCUGUUUUUCCCCAUCUUCUUCAGCUACACAGAGAUAAUUAAGUUAUAUUUAUUUUGGAAAGGUUGGUACGUCCUGGAAUCUUUCAAGUAUGAGGAUGUCUCCAGUGUUUUAUGGUUUUAAACCAAACAUUGGCUAAGGGCAGUCUGUCACCGUGUCAGUUCAAAGCUUCGGUCCAGUGCGUCAUUUUGUCAUUUUGGAGACCACAUGAAAUACCGAAACCUCACCAUUCAGGAAGAUACUACAGAUUGUGUGGGACACUGGUCAGUGACCAUAAUUGAGCUUUAGUUGCAAAAAAUUACAGCAAUUUCUUAAAAAGACAUCCGACAAAACAUGCAAAUAUGUAAAAUGAAACCUCUCCUUAAGGUUUGAUUAAAAAAGUGCUUCUUCUUCCUCUUCCUCUUUGGAAUAAAAGAGAGAGCUGUCAGACUUUGACCCAAGAAACGACUUUAUAAACAAUGACAUAGGAAUAUAAAACUCUUGGUUUAAAGGAAAAAAAUAAAACUUCAGAACAACUAUUUCCCUCAUCAGUCUCUCUCUCUCUGUUUCAAAAUCCUCUUGUUGUUCCUCUUCCCCUCCUUUUAGCAAGAAAGCACAAGAGAAAUGUUCUUAUUGGAUUCAUUUCUGUCCUGAGAUGUUGCCACUCCACAGAGCACAGGGGCCCGACGUGUUUAUGGUCAUGUCUGUGAGCAGUUGACAGGCGCUGGAACGCCACACACAACCACAUUUAAUUAGAACAAGACUGUUUGACUUGCUGCAUAACCCUGUUAUUACUCUGACUGGGAGGCUUGGUUUCAAUAACUCCACACAUGAAACAGGGGUACCGAAGCCUACUGCAUCCACCAAAAAAAAAAAGCUCUGUUUUUCAGAGUAAUUGUUUUAUGUUCUAUUUUUCGGACUGAUUUUCUCUCUUCUGUUUUUUAGAGUAAUUUUUUUUCUUUUUUUCAGAUUAAUUUUUUUGUUUUUGUUUUUUUUGGGGGGGAGGUUUUCAUUUUUCAGAGUAAUUUUUUUUGGUUUUCUGACUAUUUUUUUGUUUUUCACAGUAUUUAUUUUUUCUGUUUUUUAGACUAAUUUUUUUGUUUUUGUUUUCAGAGUAAUUUUUAUUUUUUGGUUUUCAAGCUAUUUUUUUUUCUCUUUUCUGUCUUUUUUUUUGUAAAAAAAAAUGUAGGAAAAAAGUUUUUGUUUUUCGUGUUUUUGUCUUUUUUUUCUGGUUUUUGAAGUAUUUUUUUUCUCUUUGUCAUUUUCCGAAAAACCGAAUGACGAAAAAAAAAAAAAAAAAUAAUAAAAAUUUGUCUGAAAAACAGAAAGAGGGGGAAAAAUAUUAGUACAAAAAAACAAGAAAAAUAUUCUCAGAAAAACUAAAAAGUCCAAAAAAACAGCGAAGAACCCCCCCCUUUUUUCUUUUUCUUUUUUUUUUUGUGAGUGAAUGCAACACGCUUCCGUACAGGGGUUAUGUCAAAUGAGGAAAACCAGGCGGCAUUUAUAGUUGUGGUUAUUGUCACUACUUUUGGACCACUGAGGGUUUACAAAUGUGACGAAUUCAUAGAUGAAUGUUGGACAGACACAAACAUGCACACAUUAAUCCAGAUGGAGGGUAUCAAUUCUCAAUAACCCUAAGGGAAUCCAUUGGCUCAUCAAUAAUUCACAUACCUGAUUGGGAACGGAUUUUCUAUCGGCUGAUUUAAUUAUCGGACAAGUAAAGAGGCUUUUAGCGGCAGUGUUCUUUCUAUUAAGGUAAUCGCUGUAUUGAUAAACCAGCAGGAUGGUACGUAAGCCAACUGUCUUGGGACGCUCCUGAUGGACGCUGAGUGGUUUCUUAACAUUGUGACUGACCGUCCAUCCUGACCCUCCCAUCCCCCCGUCUGGUUUUGCCAAGUCUAGUCUUACCGCCGUCAAGCUGCGGGAUGAGAAGUAAAGAUGACUCAAUGGUUAAGUCUGCUCAGUUUGGAACAAAAAAACAUUCCUCUCCCACAGUGGUAUGCAUGAAAGUCAGACAGAUGGCAUCCUAACCAAAGCACACAUGGAUCGGCUUGUGCAUUUUGCCAUAUUUACACAGCGGCCAAUUUCCCCUGACAUUAUGCUCGGGGCGAGAAGCUCAAAUGCUGCUAUUUGAAACACUAUUAGAGAGUAAUCUUUGCUAGGUAGUUGUUAAGAGCGGGAUAAGAGUUUAUCGAAUAAAAUAUGGCCCUAUUGACAGCUAAAAUACAGACCAAUAACUUUUCAGAUUUUCACUUUUUUUAGAUUACAGAAGAGGAUUAGGGCCACUGGAAAAAAAGUAAAGGUCAAAUAUAUAUAUUUUUAAUUAUUAUUCUGAGUUUAAAGUCAGAAUUUUGAGAAAAAAAGUCAGAAUUCUGUCUUUAAUCUCAGAAUUCUGAGAAAUAAAUCAGUUUAAAGUCAGAAUUCUGUCUUAAAUCUCAGAAUUCUGACUUUAAACUACAUUAAAGUCUGAAAAAGGUCUGAAAUAUCAAACCUUUUUUUCCCCUAGUGGCCCUAAUCCUCUUCGAUUAGAUGCUGGCCUAGUGGAAACAAUUUACGAAAUGUGCUCUCGUUAUAAAAUGGACUCAACUCUGAACCAUCUCCUGGUGAAAUUAAACAGCUUUGAAUGGCGCUGUGGAAUCACCAAUAUUAGCCCCAACAUACUGGGCCCAUGUGACUAAGCACUGGAGAAUACGCGCCUGUUUCAGGCUGGAGGGCUGUGAUAAUGGGACUUUUGGGAUCCAUAAAAAGAGACGGCUGCAGGGGUGUCUGCAUGUCUCAAUGUGUGAAUCAUGUUUUCUGCUCCUGAACGCAGCUUGGGCUCUGCUCAAAGCUUUGAAUGUUUCUGGUUGUCUCUGUUUUUAUUAUGCUCUUCAGAUGGUGUAAGAGGACCCAUGAACACAGGGUCUUUGCUCUCAUGCUUCACGGUCUGAGUUAGUGAACAAAGUGAGUUUGUAUUCGCCGUUUAAAGUGUUUUUACGUCGGGAGACUCACUGUAGUAUAAGCUAGCUUUCGAAUCCAAACACUCAACAUGCUAUUUCACCUUCAAUCUAAGGGUGCAACACUCUACUAUGAUAACUUGACUUUUUUUGGCAGGUUUGCAAAUAAUUUAAUCAUAUGUAGUCUUUUAAUUUAGAUUAUUUCUUUACUUUCCUUUUGAUCUGCAGUUAAUGAUAAGAGGAGGAAUAUUAUGUUCUUAUUUCAGGGUAAAACAACAUCUCUCGUUUGGUAACUCAGAGCAGCUUACAAUCGUAUCUAAGCAGUUUCCAGCUAAUGUUGAUAUUAGUUGUCCAUAUACCAAAAGACAAAGAUGUUCAUAUGUUUCAUAUUACAUAUGUGUGAAACCAUAAUGAGUUACUGUAUUGAUUCAAAUAUAGGAGGACCCUCAUUAUGAGAAUACCCCUCCUUAUCAAGACUUGUUUUCAAACAAUACAUCCUCUGGACUAAAUUUUGUUUUCAUAAAGAAACAAACUGAAUUAAUAAAAUUGAUUAAAUAAUCGAAUUUACAAGGACGAAAUGUUUGCAUGUGUAAAUCAGGCACUAAUAGUGUCAGUAUACCAUUCAUGGUGAUACACAGAGACUGUAUAUAGAAUGGACGCCGUCUGCCUCCUGGGUGAAGCCACCGCGAGAACGGCACCCUCUAGUGACGGGCUGCAGUAUAGGUCAUAAAUCCCGCCUCCUCAAGCAAGCUGUGAACAAACUUUAGAAGUUUAUUACACAGAAUAUAAAUGUUUCUCCCCCCUGGUUGUGAUGUCAACAUGUAGUCACUGUAAGACUGGUUUGUGCUCAAGUCCUCAUUUUUCUGUACAGCUCCAUCUUCAAAAGUUAGGUUCAUGUUUUCUAUGAUUGACACCUGAUACAGCCUAUGGACGUACGAAGAUUGUGUUAUUCAGAUGCUGUUUGAGCAGAGCGUCAUCACAGCGACUCUCCCGCUAAAUGCAUACAACGCUAUUGCACAAGUAUUGGUUCCAGGAAGUGGCGAAAAUCUCUGAAAUACAGAGAGCAAUUCGGCUUCAAAUUAGUAUAAUGACGGGAGGCGGAGCCAAGUUGUCCAUGGUAUAUACAGUCUAUGGGAAUACUGUGAAAAUUGAAAUAGCCUGCAGUCUAUUGGAGGGAUGCUGGUUCUGCUCACAGGCAAAUUUCAAUCACUUCUUUCCCAUAAAGCUGCACAAGUGUAAUUUGACUCUGUUUUCUUUUACUGUCUUUGGAAAUUAUGGUCUCAAGGAUUUUAUAUUUCUUGGCUUCUUGGUAAAAAAAUGCCCAGAAAUGGUUGAAAAGCUUGUGACUAUCAGAUAUGCUGUUUUGCCUUUGAAUAUGACUUGAUUUCCACUUGAUUAUUCGGUGUGUAAGGAAAACGAGGACAUGGGGAAUCACAGUACUUGAUGAUAAUUAGUAAAAUACUGUAUUUCAAGUCUCGGCCCUUGUUCGAAAAUGGGAAUUCAGAUUUUCAUUGAAAAAGCUCAGCCGCUGAGAGCCAAGUACAGCUCUUUUCUCAUGAACGAUGAGCCCAUAUGUUGACCCACACUUAGGCAUGCCUCUCUGCUCUUUGUUCCUCUGCAGUUCAUAUCAAGAUCGGAGCUCCAAACAGCUGCUGCCGCUGCUACACUUUCUCCCUGGGAAACCUGAGCUGUGCUAUUGAUCGGCCUUCCUCUGGUGGUAGGUAGUUCUCCAGCAGCCUGAUGUCUCCACGAUCACUUCAUGACCUUAAACGACAGUGGGGGUGUGAUGAACGACAGACAAAAACAUUCCACAUCAAUCUUCCCAGAAUGAUUUCAACAUUCUCUCUCUCUGAGGAGACGUGUCUAUUUUAAAUAAUUUUCUGUUCAUGACCACCAAAUCCUUUAACCCCUGUCUGAUGUGACCAUUUGUUUCUUUUUCAUGAUGUAUAUUUAUCUUCAUUACAUAAUCCGUGUCUGCAGAAUCUGCACCAAAGGCUUCGACUAACACGCUGCUGAGAAAGGUAUGCUUUUUUAAUGUCACUCUGAAUGUGCAGGCACGUUGUUGUUCCUUGUCUGAGGCAAACCAGGCAAAGGUGGAUUUAUUAUUUCAUACUUUAAUGAUUAUCUGGCUCGCUGUGUUCGACAUAAUUUUACUAGCCUGUCACUCCAGCCUGGAGACAUGGCUGUUAAACUUGGCCUAAUCCAGCCUGAGGAAAAGGGGGGAGAAAAAAAGGCCACGCCAGUCCAGCGAAAAGAUAGGCAUGGAGCAGGGGGGGGAUGCCGAAGAAAAAUAUCUCGACGGCAUUUUGCAAAAGCACCUCUUAAGUUAAGAAAACAUAAGCGCUGAGGAGAAACAGCUGUGUGCACUGAAGCCUGGCAUCCCGAGGACAAAAACACAGGCCGUUAAUAAUAAAAAUAAUAAGCCUGCUGAGUUCUUAAUAAAAGGACCCUGAUGAGAUAAUUCAGAGGAGUGAGGGGCCCUCGCUGCAUCGCAGACUGACCUUGUCACCGCACCAGCUCCAGCACCAAAGAAGAAGAAGAAGAGAGAAGGCAGAAGGGUAGGAGUUGGCAUGGAUGAUGGUAUGUUGCUUCACCACAGAAGAAGAAAGUUGGCAGGGUGACCUGGUGCCACACGUGGGUACAGACUGCACCAUGUUAAUACUGGCCGAGAGCCAAGCUAGAGCCAAGUCUGGAUUGGAUAGUUCAGCAUUUUUGUGUGGGUUUAUUUGUGAGUGUGUGCGGUUUAUGCGCAUGCUUGUAUUCCUAGCUUAGCGCAGAAUGCCAGGGGAACCCCGAGCCACCCAGUUUUUCAUCCUGUCCUUUUUCCUACCGACUUGAUUUUUGCCACAUUUCUGUCAUCUGCCUCUCUCCCUCUCUGUCUCUUUUUCCACCAUCUGGCUUCAGUGAACAGACCUCUGACAGAAGUGCUUAGACAGCUCCGACUCUCAGGUGCUGGGUGGUGUUAAUAGGCUCAUUUUAUUCCCCCAAAUCUCUCUGCAGAACCCUCAGUGAAAACUCAUAUUCAGGCGGUAAAUUCAGCAGAUCUCUUACGCAUUUCUACCAAAAGGUCCAGAAUACAUACACUGCUAAAAUCUUGGGGGUUCUGACUGGAUAGUAGCUUCAUUUGUCUUUCAAACCCCUUGAGAUUUUUCAUGCCAUGGCACGAGUGGCAUGUAGCCAAGUGUAGCUCCAUGUCUGACUUGAUUUAUUGGAAUCCAGGGAGCGGGAAUAAUUGAGAAAGGAGAGCAAUAGAUCAUAAACCAUCAUAAUCACAGUAACUAUGCCAUCAUAAAACAGCAGCCAAACCUAAAGUCGAGACUAAAGGGAAAUCCGUAAAGACUGCAACAUGAAAAUGAGAACUGUGAGAAAAAGGAGAGCGACCUCAGACCAGAUAUGGUCAGUAAAGUAAUACGACCGAGAUUAGUCAUGCAGUAGACCGUCUUUUAAAGUACCCUGUAAGCCCGGGACACCGCAGGAGUUGUGACAAGUUUUUUGGGGGGGAUUAUAUGAUUAAAAACACAAACUCCAGUAUUUUUUAAAUUUUGGUUUUGGCACAGACCUGGUGAAAAUAAAACCAUUAAAAAAUUAAAGCUCCUCUAUACAAAACUUCAGUUUGUGUUGAUUUUGGCGCCUCCUGUGGACAAACUCUUAUUUCUUGUUACAGCCUCUAUACAAGCAGUGCUUAAAGGACGUAUCUCAUCCUUCUUUCUAGACAGUUUGUCAUUAUUGGAGAGUACAGCUAAAAAGAGAGACAUGCCAGUUUGCAAAAGGAAAGAAAUGUCGUAGAAAGUCAAGAUCAGUAGACAUCAACCACUGAAAUUUGGACUGUAGUUUCUGUAUAUGAGGUGAACUCUUCAAAUGUUAAUCCAAUCAACUGCACUAAAUAAUAACUAAAAGGACUAUUUUGUUUGUAGUCUCAUUGGACAUCUACCUGGUAAAGUUUCUACAGGUAUUUAAAAUCACAGUUCAGAGAAAGUCAGUCAUGUUGUCAGCGCUUAUAUUUGCUUACAAAGUUUGUAAACUUGCAUCAGUAUCAAUUUCAGUCUGUUAUCGACCAGAUAUGAACCCUUACAGGUGCUUUAAAUUACCCAAACCUGCAAUGCUUUUGACUGUGUGUUCAGUAAAUCAAGCCUAACUAUUACAACCAUCUCAUACAAAAGCUUUUCUUAGCUACACAUAUGCCGGUUUUUGGUCCAAAGACAAAAGCAGCAACAGAUGAUCCUGCCUGUAGUUUCUGAAGAGCUCCAAUAAAUGAAAAGUUACCUCUCUGCAGGGACACAGGAAACAUGGUUAGAAAGUAGAAAGGUGAGGAUAUUAAAAUCACUAUGCUGAUCAGAUAAAGACUAGCCUCUUUAAUCGUGUAACCUCAGGUUGUAAGUUUAAUAUGAAGUCUUUAAUAAGUUACAACAUGUGGAUUACCAAGUGAAAUUUUUUUUUUACACCGACAGAACAAGCCGUAAACUAGAGGCGAAAUUGGCUCAAUAUAAACAUGCGAGAAGAACAGGCAGCCCACAGUAUCCUCUGAAUUUACUUUACAAAGAGGCUGGCUGCAGAACUGAGCUUAUAAAGCAUUUUAAUGUCAGCAUUGGAGGUUCGUUAGACUGAUACUUGGCAGUGAACAGGCCUGAGAAUUACACAUUAGACGACUGAGUUAUCUCCAGAAAUUAGGGCACCAUAUAACAAUUGUGAGUUACCAAGGAGUGUAAAGUCAGAAGUCAGGUUACUAAAUGCAUCUUUAGCCAGGUUUUGGAUGACGAUCUGAGAAGAAGCUCUUAUUCUGAAGCCCACAAAAAAAACUGUAAACAGACUGUAAAUAUUUAAUCCCCCUCCUCUCCCUGAUGCAGAGCUGAAACUGAUAUGUCAACAGUGGAGUUGAAUGGUCAGUUCAGACUCUUUCCUUGGGCUGCGAUUGUAUUGUUGUCAAAGACAGUACAGGGAGUUGGCCAAGGAGGAAGUGAAAACAACCUCCAUCUAAACCCACAACUCGAGAUACAGUAUUAACUCACAGAGACACACAAACACACAGACCUGUAGUCCUGUAGUAUUUGUUUCACAAAGUGUUCACUUCCCAGCUGGUUUAACCGCUGAGAAGGAGGCAGGGUCGAGGGUGUUAGUUAGUUAACACUGUUUACGGCUCCUCGGGGCGAAUUCUGUGACUGAGUGAGAAACAGGUUUGCUUAUGCACAGGGGGAUUCAAUGCCAUGAAAAAUAAGGUAGAAAAAAUAAGUUUUAGAGGUCAAUGGCAAUUUGCUGUUGUUUAUCAGACAUUAGUCCUUGUUUGUUACGUGUGCGUUUAACAUCCAAAUGGUUUUGCACAGAAGAGCAAUAAUUCUUUAAACUGUUACUUGUAGAUUUCAUCAGCUGCAGCAAGCUAAGCCAGAGUUGGCUGAAAAAUCACAGUCUCAAGCCCGUUUCCCACAUGCCCUUGACUGUACAGUAUUUCUCGACUUUGCCUAGGUGGUCUCAAUUUUUCACCUCGAUUUUGACGUGACUUUUUCCUGCCAACCAUGGGUGCAAUGUCUGCAGGAAGGAUGAGCUGAUCUUCGAACGCUUCAGGUCACAAUUCAGAGGGGUGACGUCAGCCUGUGGAUGAAACUAAAUCUAGAAACUUAUCUAAAGGGCUUGCUAUAAUGAGUGACAAUUGUCUGCAGGCCAGUUAACGUACUGAGGAACUUGAUUUUACCAUCGUGGGAAACAAUAGUUUCACACAUACAGGAAAAAGCAGCCAAACUGGAACUCAUGCUGUCAUGUUUAGGGACACAUUGGGCAUCAUGGAGCACAUUUUGUGUAUUUCUUACAUUUUAUCCUCUAAAAAUAAACAUUUUUUUGAUAGGGUUCAGUUUAAAGUUCUCUUCUACCUAUAAAUCGUGGUUUCAGACCACAUAGUGUAGCAGUGCAGAGUUUAGUGGAAUAAAAGUCAUGAUCAUGGAGGACAUUUCAUUGCAUUCAUUCAAAUUCCAAAUCAAGACACUUGUAAUAUUUGUUUUUAAAUGCAAAAUAAUGGGAUUUCAAGUAUGCGAUUAAAUGCGAUUAAUUGCGAUUAAUUAUUGAAAUUCUGCGAUUAAUCUCGAUCUUUAAAAUACAGCCCUGAUUAAAAACAUUCACUUCCUAAUUUUAUUUUUCAUAAAACUUAAAACCUGAAACUUCUGUGUUGUUGUUCAUGUGAGCUAACAGCCAUCAGUACACAUAAGUGGAGCACAUAUUUCUGCACAAACCUAAAGCACAAUGAUCAUGUGGUGUUGUUUUAGGGUUUAAAAACAUAUCCUGAAGCUCUGCGUGUUUGGUCUGAUAGUCUGACCACAAUGUGUGAUGUCAGUGUUUUGAGAGCUUAGACUGGAAACCUGCCUUCCCGUCCGCCCCCCACUCUUCGCUCCUUCAUCCCCUUUUCCCCUUCCUCAUAUAUGGUUCAUGUGUUGCUGAUUACCCUCAAGUCCAGGUCUGGACCCACAGCUUCCACCUUCCCCUCUCAUAUGGUUUAAAGCAGCCGACUCCCUCGCUUAAAGUCCCCCAAAGGACUCCCACCUCAAAGAACCCCACAGCCACAUUUGUGUGCAGAGGUACGUGUUUGUGACGAGUGUGCGCGCGGGUACAGUUUGCUCAAACAAAGACAAAUACACACAUAAUCACACAUGCAUACACAUACGUCCUCCCUUACCCUCUUUCCCUGGAGUCCUUUUGAUUGACAGUGCCCGCUCCUGCAAGGGAUUAUAGUGAAAAAUGGGAGUUGGGGGUGGAGGGGGUGUGGGGUCCCGGGGAGGGGUGAAGGGGUUUGAGGCCGGGGCGAGGGAGAGUGAGAAAGAGGGCCGAGGAUUAGGCCCACUGAGCUUCAUUAACCUGAAUGUUUACACAAGCUGAUCUCUCGCAAUGAGACCCUUUUCCUUCCCACAAGUGUCCCCUUCAAGAAUCCGCUGCCCCUUCCUCCAUCCCCGCAGUCCCACUGAAGCAGUGGAGCUCUGUCCACAUGCUGCAAUUCAGGCAUGCAGCCCAGCCUGAUAAGGAUUAGGGGUAAUGUAGCUGCAAAGCAAUGCUCAGCUGUAAACUCCAGGUUUAUCCAGGUCGAGGGUUUUUCUUAUGUUUUCUAAAGAAGAAAAUACUUCUAAUAAUUUCGAAAUAAACAUGCAAGUUUUGGAUUUUUGGCAAUGUUUGGAUAGAAUUUUGCACAGAGUUGUGGGUUUUGGAGAUUAUACGGUUGUUACACCAUGAAGAGAAAAACAAAGACUGGAAACGAUCGAGAAAUAUGCUAGAGGAAACCAAUCUGUGUAUUUUGCAUGGUCCUAACCGGUUUGCUUCCUUUCCCAAGGCUAUCCCCGCUAAUGUGCAGCAUCCAACAUUCAUUUUGAUUUUAAAACCAGAAAACUGAAGGGAUUUUGAGACUUAAGGACAAUAUGCCACUUUAUGUCCCAUGAAGCAGUUUGCAGAGUACUGUUUGAUACAUAUUUACAGGCUACUUUUAACCAAAACAAGUGUUUGAGGGAUUAUUUUGGAGAUUUGGGAGUUAACUGUGAUAGCCAAUAGUGCCAAAUGGAACACAGAGAAGGAAAUCUGACUAUCUUCUAGCUUAUCUAGAAGAAGACAAAAAGUUGGAAGUAAGGCCAACUAUGCGCCCACCUGUCAGUCAAGCAAGCCACACCCCUGAUAAUACAAAAGGAUAUUUAAACACUAAAUCAAACAAAUAGUGUAUGAAACAAUGGACGGUACAACAGCUAUCGCAAGUGAAGCCAAAGCUUUGAGAGCUCUCCCUCUGAUUGGCUGCAAUAUAAAUCAGAAACCCCGCCUCCUCUACUAUAACAGAGGGAACAUGGGUAAAGUUAGAUCAUUUGAUGUCAAGUUCACUUUUCUCAAGUAGGCUAAAAGUUCCUCCCAUGCUGAUUAUUUUAGUUUUCAUUUACGGAGAAGUUUCGUUUUUUGUUGUUUAGUUCAGUUAUUGGUAGGGUGACCAUAUUCUGAAUCCCCAAAAAGAAGACACAACUGCGCAGGGCGGAGUCGCAAAGUCGCACAUAGUUAAUUUUGAGGGUUUUUCUGGUCGGGUCGAGUGUUUUUUACACUCUUCUAACUCAGUUAGUCCACGCUACACAAACUCAAAACUUUCAUACAAAACUCCGGACAUUUGAAGGAUUUUAUAAACUCCCUUGGACAAAGCUGGACAGCCCCCAAAAAGGAGGACUUGUUCAGGUAAAAGAGGACGUAUGGUCACCCUGGUUAUUAAGCAAACUAGCUGCAGUAACAUUCUGGUCACCUAGAUGUUAAACUUUUCGAAAGUAGAGGUCUGUAAAGUCUGUUUUCAUUCACUGCUUUUGAAUAAAGGCCUAACUCACAGGUACCCACGGUCACAAUAAAAAGGCAGAACGAUCAGGAAUUACAGAUUUGUUGGAUCCGUUCUGCGGUUUUUGUGGUUCCUAUAAUGAACGACUCUUGGGAAUUCAACCAGAGGUAGAACAUGUGACACUUUUGACAAAACAGUUCCUGUUUUACUUGUGUGUGAAUAAAUCACGGCUAAUUCUCUAAUGCACUACCACAUCAUGUAUUACAAAAGUACAAAAGGGAGCUGAGAGCCGGUAAAUUAGUGCCAAUCACACAGCAGACUUCAAACACGCCGACUUGUGCUUUUGUUGCCGCUCUCCAAGGACCUGCUGAGUGGCCCAGAGUUGUGCCUGAGCUCUAAAGACAACACUGGGGGCUAUUUGCUUCUCAGAUUAAAGAGGUUGAGCAAGACAGCGGCAGCAGUAGGAAGACGAGCUCCAGAGGUUUCCCCCCUAAAGAGCAGUUAGCUGAGACGGACUGCCUGUAUUGUUUAGCAUCUCUGAGAAGGGGUGUUUUCUCUCGGCACUGAGGUGGAAAAGUAAAUUAGCGUUCACUCUGAGCCUGGCUCCGGCUCUGACGAACUGAGAAUGGUGUGUCGACAGCCACAAGACCGCUCUCUUCAAAGAGCUCGAACUUUAAGGACGCGGCUCGUGCUAAAGUAAACACAGAGAAGUCAGAGCGCUCGGUGAGACGGGCAGGCUGUGGCAUGUGUUUCAAAAUCGCCAUCACAUCAAAUAAGAAGACAGGUUGAGGGGAAGUUAUUCUGCGAGAGGCGAUUCUUCAUCUGCCAUGUGGGUCUAAUUCUUAACCCUGAAUGAUUGUGAAAGCCGUUGGAGGUCAGUGAAGGUCCAUGCCUGCCUGACAAGAUGCUGAUCUGAGGCACGAAAGGAGGAGAAACACAGGGGGAGAGAGCAUGAGAGCAAAAGAGAAAGACAGGAGGGCCGACAGUGAGCCUACAAGAGUGCCAAAUCACGACUUCUGAGGAGCGGCCGUCCACACGAUCUCAGACAGGAAAGGGAAUGUGGGGGGAAGAGAAGGGGAGAAUGAGCGAUUGGAGAGAGGGGCGCAGUGAGGAAAAGAGAGGAAUAGUUUUUGAGGAGACAUCUGGAUUUGAUUAGGAGGGGCAGUGUGGACAAGCCAGUCUCUACCGCUUGUUUUGACUGGGCCUUUUAGGUGGAAGUUGAUGUUGUUUGUUUUUUAAUAGCAAGUGGCUUGUUAAGUGAUGAACGCAAGCCAUGGGCACAAUGGGUUUACAAGGAUUAGGCAUUUUGAAGUAAUGCUUUUUAUCUCCCCGUGUGUUUGUAAGAGAACAAAAUGUAUUUGUGGGAGUGCACGACUACUGCGGGGGAGGCUGGAAUAUACACAAAGCAUAAAUUUCCCUCAAAAUUCAAAACCUUUCUUCUUCUUCAGAGUUGGCUUUCUAAUGCUCUUUGAUGUACCAAGGACAUGAGCCAAAUUUGUUAACAAUCCUUUUUCCAGGGUCCCAGAAGCUCAAGAAAACCACAGGAAUUCAGGGAGUCCAUGCAAAUGAAGAAAAGAACAAAACUAGACUGGAACGGAUGACGCUAAAGAAGAAGAGAGAAGAACUGAAUUAAAAGGAAUUAAGUAAAAAAUGACAAUCUGAAAGAAAGAUGAAUCGACUUGAACUCAGACUGCAACCCUAACCCUAUA